Molecule: messenger RNA, 2532 nt
Organism: Lodderomyces margitis
Lineage: Eukaryota; Fungi; Ascomycota; Pichiomycetes; Serinales; Debaryomycetaceae
Gene: SET3
Product: histone-binding protein
Exons: 1
Coding region: 1-2532 (843 amino acids)
Source: RefSeq, a predicted model, not a curated record
AUGGGUAAUCAAGACGAAGACCAACUACUAGAGGAUGCGUCGACAUUGUUGAUGUUUGCCACUGCGGCUGCACAGCAACAGUCACCAACAGAGUCUGCGGCCUCGCCACCGCUGGAGCCUGCUAAUCAAGCACAACAAGAAGUGCCGUCGCACAUAGUUACUAUAUCAACGUCAAACCAAGCUCCAAAGGUUCAGCAGCUGGCCCUGGCACCUAAGAAGAGCUCUAUUCUCAGUUUGAUGAAUGAUGAGCCAAACCAAGAUACAGCGCCAAAGCAAGAGACACAGCCAAAGGCAGAGCCAGUUCCCUCACGAAAGACUGCCUCGCCUCCGUCAAACUUACCAAAACAGGGUGUCUUUAAACGAACACAUGAAAGAAGUCGGUCGACGCCAGAUGCACAGAAGCACAUGACACCCGGGUAUGAGCGUGGCAUUGAUUUGAGGAAAGGAGAGAGAGACGGUAAUAAUGCUGUAAUAGCUGCGGCGGCAUUGACAGCUGCUGCUGAUAUCCCCUUCCCCUUGAAGCAAAAAGAACAUCAAAAUAUCCCUCUGUUGGAAAUGUAUCAAGUAGAUCAGGACUCGGGUAUUAUUGGAUGUAUUUGUGGCAUAGAAGACGAUGAUGGGUUUACAAUACAAUGCGAUAUAUGUUAUAGGUGGCAACACUGUGUGUGUAUGGGAUAUGAGAACGGACAGGAAGUUCCAGAAGACGAGUACAAGUGUUAUUUUUGUGACCAGUUAAAGUGGGGUAAAUUCGACCCAGCCAUUGCCAGAGAAAAGACGUUGGCCAGAUUGGAAGCUGAACGGAUGGAGCAAGAGGCAAAAGAAAAAGCAGCAGCUGAGGAAAAAGCGGUAAGGGAGGUGAAGGUAGAAAGUAACAAGAGGAAGCAGCCGAGUGCUGAGAAGGGAGACAAAAAGAGAAAGUCAGAAGAAAAAGUUGUUGUGAAGGAGGAAGAACCCAACGAGGUGAAUGAUGAUUUACCGAAUAAGGACAAUGAAUUAUUGGAGGAAGGAGUAGUUGCAGAACCUUACCAAUCCGUUUACUAUCAACUAAAAGAGAAUGAUUACAAGAGACAAGGUGUAAAAACGUUUCUUAAUCAUGUUGGGAUAGAGUUUUACAAGGAGUAUCUCAAUCUACCAAAUGAGGAACAAGAGAAGCUAAACGUUGAGGUGAUGCCGGUAAGUCAAUUCAAGUCACUUAAAAUGAGUAGGAUAAUACGGCCGAGGUUGGCCAGAUAUCUCCAAGAAAACAACAGAUUGGAAAAGAAAAAGAAUUUCAACAAGACCAAGAUCGAAGUCAAACCUUAUACAGAUAACCUGAAACAGAAGUUUAACGGUAUUUCAAAACUUUCCUUGUUUAUAAGCACGGCCGAUGAAUCGUUAAUAAUACCCGAAGAAACUCCAAUUAUUGAAUAUUUAGGAGAGGUUGAUUUCUUUCAAGAUUACUGCCUUGACAAGAUAAAUCAGUAUGCCCAUUGGGGCACCACUAAACCAAAAGUAUUGAAAACAGAGGUAUUGACAACGGGUUUCCACCCCGUUGAAAUGGUUGUGGACUCAAGGUUUGUUGGUGACGAGAGUCGCUUCAUUCGAAAGUCUUGCUUUUCGUCGUCAAAUUGCAAGAUACGCCCCGUAUAUCUUCCAGACACCAACAAGUUCAAGUUUCUUGUUGUUACAUCAAAACCUAUAGUAUUAAAAGGCGAGAAUUCCGAUGAGGAAUUGCGCUUACCUUGGGAAUGGGAUCCAACUCAUCCGAUUUUGAAGCUAUAUGAAAAUAAUAGCACCGAGAAAUUUGAAAGCUUGACCAAUGAGGCCAAAUCAGCUUUGAUUUCUUAUGUUGAUAAUAUUUUGCAAUUUGUUGAAUGUGGAUGCUCGACCAACUCCAACUACAACAAUUGUGCUAUAUUUAAGAUUAAGAAGGCAACGAGUUACCUUAUGAGGUCUACAAGGAAAGCCGCCAAUUUGAACAACACCGCAGCUAAGACUAAAGAAGAGUUGGUUUUGCCACGUCCAAGUAGGAAGUUUGUUAGCUGGGAAGAGCGAAUAGUUGCGCGUGAUUUACAAUUACAAGAGAAGUUGUUGCACAAGGCUGGCAAGACGAUGAGAGUAGAGACCAGUGAUCCUCCCAAAGUCAAACCUAAUGUGUUGUUUAAGAUGCCGUACAAGCAGGAAUUGUUAUUACGAGCUCGCCAGCAACUAGGAUCUACGGUGCAGUUGAGAGUAGAAGCAGAAAUAGGAGGUGAAAAUGAGAGUAAUUCGGAGAAGGAAGAGGAGGAAUAUGCUAAUGGAGAUGUAAAUGAUCUUGCAAUCCCAAUUGUCCCCGAACUUGUAACUAAUAUCGAAUUACAAGUGUGCCUGGAAUUGAACUUGAAUGAGAAUAACUCUAGCAAGGUAAAGACUGAGCACGAGGUGCAGCCAUUGAGUCGACAACAGCUGCAACUGCAGAUACAUGUAAUGAAUGAUCGGAGUAGACCAGCAUCUGAAGAGACUAAACCAACUAAGAAGUUAUCGCUUGCUGAGUACAUAAAGACAAAGUCAUAG